ACCUAAAACUGGACAUUGAAAGGGAAGCAGCUUGCAAGUUAAUAGGAGAGAAAAUGUAUUGUCUCCAGUGGUUGUUGCCAGUGCUUCUCAUGCCAAAGCCCAUGAACCCAGCAUUAUUUUUCAACCAUGCCAUGUUUAUGCUUGUGUAUUUGAUUGGAUUCUACUUGGAGAAGAAGCCUUGCACAAUUUGUAGCCUUAUCUUCAUGAUUGCAUUCUUUCUUAUAUGCUACAAUUGUUUCAGCAAUUGCAUCAUCUGCUUUUCAAAACAAUGCAGUCCUUCUGACAGUUCAUCAUGUGAGUAUAAUAAUAAGAAUAUGGAGCUUUCAUGCAUCAAGAAGGAAGUUGAUGCCUUAGAUAUCCAGAUUGCCAAGUUGCAGCACUGCAAGAGGCAACUAUUGGAGAGGAAGGAAUCAUUGUUGCAAUCUAUUCGGCAAGAGAAGAUAACUGAAUUGGAAUCUCAGGAUUGGCAAGGAAAAGGUUCUGUUCUUUGGCUUAGGCCUGAUUCAUUGAACUUAUUGUUGAAGAGUCCCUCUCCAUGGUCUGAGGAGCUUGUCCUCAUUACUGGCUUUGUUGUCUUCUAUUUAGAAUUCCCUUGGUCAAAAGAGAUUAAAGAAGCAUUGAGAGGUAAAUUCAAGUUGGAAAAAUUUCGAGACCUUCAACUUGCAGCUAUCAAUGCCUCAUUAUCAAGGCAUGAUGUCAUCCUCAUCAUGCCAACAGGAGGAGGAAAGAGCCUUGUUUACCAACUGCCAGCUGUAGUGUCUCAAGGAGUUACCUUGGUUGUGUCACCCCUUGUGUCUUUGAUGGAGGACCAGAUCAUGGCUUUACACAAGCUCCAAAUCCAUGCUGACAUGUUGAAUGCUUCUUGUUCUCGAGAGAAAGUCAGUCAGAUCCUCAAUGCUCUAAUAGACAAGCAUGGGGACCUGAAGCUAUUGUAUGUGACACCUGAGAAGAUGGCUAAGAGCAAGCGCUUCAUGUCAAAGCUCCAAAAAUGCUACGAGUUGGGACUCUUGGCUCGAGUGGCAAUAGAUGAGGUUCAUUGUUGCUCCCAGUGGGGACAUGACUUCAGACCUGAUUACAAGUUUUUGGGCAUUCUUCGGAGCAUGUUUCCCAAGACACCAAUUCUUGGAUUGACAGCUACUGCAACAUCAAAUGUAACUGAAGAUGUGAAGGAGUUCCUUAACAUCCCUCAAGCCAUGGUUUUCAAGUCAUCCUUCAAUAGACCAAACCUCUACUAUGAGGUGCAGGAGAAGUCAUCAUCCCUUAAAGACUCCUUGGAUAUCCUCUCUUCCCUGCUAACACAGGAUUUUGCUGGGCAGUCUGGAAUCAUCUAUACUUUAACCAUCAGAGAAUCAGAGGAGCUUACCACUGAACUGCAAAAGAGAGGGCUUCAAGUUGGAUGCUAUCAUGCAAACUUGGAAGCCAAAACCCGGAGUGAUAUCCAUCAGAAGUGGCUUCAAAAUGAAAUUCAGGCUGUUGUGGCAACUGUGGCAUUUGGCAUGGGUAUAGACAAGCCAGAUGUGAGGUUUGUCAUCCACCACUGCAUGUCAAAGUCCAUGGAAAACUUUUACCAGGAAAGUGGGAGAGCUGGAAGAGAUGAAGAGCGUGCACGAUGUAUAGUUUUGUUCCGCUUUGCUGACAUUUUCCGGAUCAGCACCAUGGUCUUCACUGAGAGGACAGGGCUCACUAACCUCUAUUCCAUGGUCUCUUACUGCUUGGACUCCUAC
This is a messenger RNA of Darwinula stevensoni, 1724 nucleotides long. The record is from the annotation of a GenBank genome assembly. Lineage: Eukaryota; Metazoa; Arthropoda; Ostracoda; Podocopida; Darwinulidae.